AUGAAGGCGCGGGCGUGGGCUCACCUGCCGGCGGGCCGCCCCGCUAAGUCUCUUCCGUCCCGGCGGGGCCGGCACAGCGGCAGCGGAGAGCACCCUCCUCACACACGUGUGACGUCCUGCUUCCUCUCCAGUGACGGUGUCACUCGCGCCAGCCCCUGGUGCCCAGAGAGCUGGCCCCUCCCUGGCGUGGAGAGGAAGCGGCCCCAGACUGGCCGCAGGCAGACCCCUGUGAGCUGGCGCCGCUGCAGGAGUCAGCCGCCCGGCCCCCGGCCCCCGGCCCCCGGCCCAGACCCGAGCAGCCCCUCGCGUCCUUGGCCGCAGGCCUGCGCCCGAAGGUGCCAGCGCUGCACGGUCGGCAGCACCACCUCGGAGCGCACAGUCAGCCUGCAGCUCCGGGCUCUCGGGGCAGCUCUGCCGAGCCCCACGGAGCCUCGGGGUUCCUCACAGGGAAGGGCAGCCCGCCCUGCCCCCACGGCCUCCUUCUCCGGGGCCCCGGAGACAGAGCCUUCCGUCCCCGCUCAUCGCAUCCCCAACCCCCCUCUCAGCUCCAUCAGCUCGGCCGGCACUGCCCACUGCAGGCCGGAGCUCCCACCGCCACUGCUGGCUGCCCGGGGCUCGGGGGCUGGGGGCCCAGCUGAGUGUGAGCGUCGACCUUCCCGCGGCGCCUCGCACUGCCGGGCACACUUCAACGCGGACCGAUGUGGAGCGCGCUCCGUCCCCGCCAGCACGCCGGCUCUGAGCGCAGGCCAGACCCGGCCUUCUGCGCGCACGGGCGCGCCCCGGAGACCCCGCGGGCGGCCGCGAGCGGCGACCUAUCCGCAGGUGCGAGGCCUCGCCUGCGGUGUGUGA
Phyllostomus discolor (pale spear-nosed bat) is the source of this 849-nucleotide messenger RNA. RefSeq names its product translation initiation factor IF-2. The coding region runs from base 1 to 849 and encodes 282 amino acids. The transcript is spliced from 5 exons. The record is from RefSeq and is a predicted model, not a curated record. NCBI's taxonomy places the organism in Eukaryota, Metazoa, Chordata, Mammalia, Chiroptera, Phyllostomidae. Gene Ontology annotation, biological process: regulation of DNA-templated transcription.